AUGGAUGCCUGCCUGCCUGCUGCCUGCCUGCAGCUACUUCUGCACCACCACCACCCAGCAACACCCAUUCAACGGUUUCGAGGUCAUCAAGACAUCAAGACAAUAAACCAACCCUUUGUGGUUGACGGCGCUGAUAGAUCUACAGAUUCGCUAACUAGCGACUCACUACGGAAGACUUGGAGCUCAGCGACUUAUUCAGCCAAGGCCCUUGGGCCCUUGAGAACAGCUGCUGCCUGGGGGGGGGGCGAGAAACCUGGCGGCAGGGGAGAAUCAUCCCGGCUUACCGAUACUUUCCCCUGCCCCAUCUCCAUCUCUUCCCCCCACCAGUCCGACGCCGCCGCCGCCGCCACAAAUCAAGUUGCGCUCUCUGCUUUUGCUUUUGCUUUUACUUUGGCAUUCCUGACGCCGAUGCCGAAGCCGACUGUGGCCGUAAAAGAAGAACAAAUAGGAAGAAGCCCGAAACCCCUUCCGCCAAGCAAACGCCGAAAUUUCUGGGGACCAAAGGACCCAGAGAAGGCCUCGAUCAAUUUCAAUAAAAACCGCCUUGGCUUCCUUGGCCUCAUUGGCCCGCCGUCCCGGCACUUCCACCGUCGCUCACCAGUGACGACCAGUCCACGACUCAAGUCCCUCGCGCCGCCAAAACUUAACCUGGGCCUCGACGAUGCGCCAUCCGCACCCCCCGCGCGCCCAGAACUCUCUCGCUCGUCUCUCUCGUUCGUCUUCUCCUUUGGCGUCCUCGUUGCUUUCUCCGUCAGCAUCAUCAGUCUUGGCUUCCCUCGGCGCCAGCUGCAAACCUCCCACGUCUCCCGGGCAGGUUGUUAUACCACGGUCGACUCGUGCGUGUCGUAUCGCGGCAUUCUUCUACGACGACUCUUGAUAUCCUGCCUUACUCGCUCCAGCGCCCCCGCCCGCCGCCACAAUUCACACCCAUGCGCCCAUGUCCUGACAGUCUUUUAUACCUCCGGCUGUCAUGCAUCGGAACCAACGACCUUCAACCGCUUUCUCCGCAUUGCUAGACUACUCGCAAUUCUAGCCUCGCCGCGCUUCAUUGACACUCGAGGCGCUCGCCUUCACACGCGCCUCCUGCUUGGCCACACGCUUCCAUCUCACUCAUCCAUCCCCGGUGGCGCCUCAAACCCGGUAGCCGACGUUCGUCCCUCGCCCGUCUCUAAGCUAGCCGACGACGACGAAAACGACAGUCAUGGGUCUGCCACCAUGCAUAUCCCGCCACGAAUGAAAACCAGAGACCGACUAAGGCAUUUCAAUGGCAUGCUCAUCUUUUUCAUGAUAUACAUGGCACUAUGUGCCUUCAACUAUGGUUUCGAUGUCGGCACCUUUAGUGGUGUCCAAGGCAUGCACAGCUUUACACGACGUUUUGGCGAAUACAACGCUAAGAAGAACAUAUUUACCAUUCCGGCAUGGCUUCUCUCCAUCAUGACUGCCACUCCCUUCCUUGGCAAGGCUGUCGGCUGUAUCAUUUGCGGCCCCAUUGCUGAGAAAUGGGGUCGCAAAGUCGCCAUCUUCGGCCUCUGCAUCCUGUCUUUCAUUGGCGUCACCCUUCAGACAUCGGCUGCCUCGGCCGCUCAGUUUACCAUUGGCCGCGUCUUCACCUUUGCCAUGACUGGCAUGACCAUCGUCGUCGUCCCCAUUUUCCAAGCCGAAGCCUCGCCCCGCGUGCUUCGCGGCAUGUUUGGAUCGACAUUGCAGGCCAUGGUCGUCUUUGGGCAAGUCAUUUCGACGCUCGUCACAUACGGUACCGAGACGAUAGAGUCUGCUGCUAGCUGGCGCAUCCCCAUCGGCCUUCAGUUUGUUGCCCCAUGCUUGCUUUGUUCCCUGCUGUAUUACCUUCCAGAGUCUCCUCGCUGGCUGCUCAGCCGCGGCCGCCGCGAAGAAGCCAUAGAAAGCCUCGGCAAGUUUCGAACCAAGACCACGCUGGAAGAAGUCAGCGUCGAACUAGACGGCAUUGCCCUUUCCCAUACCCGAGAGAACCAGGGAACGUGGGCCGAAGUUUUCAACGCAGAAAAUCGCCGGCGUACGGCCGUCGCCACCCUCGCCAUGUUUGGUCAGCAAAUUACUGGCCAGGCAUUUGCCUCGCAAUACGCCGUCGUCUUUUACCAGUCGCAGGGCUUUGGACAGUCGGCCUUUCUCUUCAACGUUCUCAACAGCGUCAUUAGUCUGUUCGCUGUCAUGAUUACGUGGCUUUUCGUCGACUCGACUGGUCGCAGACCGGUUCUUCUCGUCGGUGGCGCCUUCAUGUCCUUUUUCUUCUAUCUCUUUGGAGCCAUCGGCAGCAUACCCGAAGACAGCAGAAGCGGAGCCAUGACGAAUCUCAUGGUUGCCUGCCUCAUGCUCUUCUACUUCUUUUACAACCUCUCAUGGGCCCCUGUCUCGUAUAUUAUCGUGUCAGAAAUCGCGGCCCAGCGCGUCCGAGAAAAGACGAAUCUGUUUGCCUGUGUCAUUUCCGUUCUCACCACAUUCACCACUUCAUAUACCAUUCCAUAUCUCAUCUCUGACAAGUAUGCCAAUCUUGGUGCCAGGGUUGGCUACAUUUACGGAUCCACGAGUCUCGUCAUGGUUAUUGCUACGUUCUUUUUCAUUCCCGAGCUCAAAGGACGCACACUAGAGGAAGUCGAUCAGCUAUUCGCGAGUGCCCGCAAGACCUACAUGACGUUGAACUGGAACGACAGGGAAGACUGGAUGAAGCGGCCCGACAGAUGCAGGCCAGCAUGCCAGCCGGAGCAACCGCACAACCUGGUGGUUUGA
Molecule: messenger RNA, 2763 nt
Organism: Cordyceps militaris CM01
Lineage: Eukaryota; Fungi; Ascomycota; Sordariomycetes; Hypocreales; Cordycipitaceae
Product: sugar transporter, putative
Exons: 9
Coding region: 1-2763 (920 amino acids)
Biological process (GO): transmembrane transport; carbohydrate transport
Cellular component (GO): membrane
Molecular function (GO): carbohydrate:proton symporter activity
Source: RefSeq, a predicted model, not a curated record